Molecule: messenger RNA, 1507 nt
Organism: Tinamus guttatus (white-throated tinamou)
Lineage: Eukaryota; Metazoa; Chordata; Aves; Tinamiformes; Tinamidae
Source: RefSeq, a predicted model, not a curated record
GGCCCUGCAGUGUUCGAGCAGUACCAGCGCGCCCGGACGCAGUUCGUGCAGGCCGUGGCCGAGCUCGCCUCCCGCGCGCAGAACAUCGAGACCCUCCAAAACGCAGGUGUGAUGGCUCUGCUGAGACCUCUUUUGCUGGACGUGGUGCCGACGAUUCAGCAGACCGCUGCCCUGGCGCUGGGGAGACUUGCCAAUUACAACGAUGACCUGGCAGAGGCAGUUGUAAAGGGAGACAUUCUUCCGCAGCUCGUGUGCUCCUUGUCUGAGCAGAACCGUUUCUACAAGAAAGCAGCAGCAUUUGUGCUAAGAGCAGUUGGUAAACAUUCCCCACAGCUAGCCCUGGCAAUAGUUCAGUGUGGAGCACUGGAAACACUUGUGAUUUGUUUGGAAGAUUUUGACCCUGGCGUGAAAGAAGCUGCAGCUUGGGCCCUUGGUUAUAUUGCCCGCCACAAUUCAGAACUGUCACAAGCUGUGGUGGAUGCGGGAGCUGUUCCUCUUUUAGUGCUCUGUAUCCAGGAGCCAGAAAUUGCUUUGAAAAGGAUUGCGGCUUCAACUCUCAGUGAUAUUUCAAAGCAUUCUCCAGAGUUAGCACAGACAGUAGUGGAUGCAGGAGCUAUCGCUCACUUAGCUCAGAUGAUCCUGAACCCUGAUGCUAAACUGAAGCGUCAGGUGCUGUCAGCUCUAAGCCAAAUAGCAAAGCAUUCAGUGGAUCUCGCGGAGCUGGUGGUUGAAGCAGAAAUUUUCCCAGUUGUGCUCACAUGCCUGAAGGACUCAGAUGAAUAUGUCAAGAAAAAUGGUGCAACUUUAAUUAGAGAGAUAGCAAAGCAUACGCCUGAGCUUUCACAGCUUAUAGUAAAUGCAGGUGGAGUUGCUGCUAUAAUUGAUUGUAUUGGCAGCUGCAGAGGGGCUGUCAGGCUGCCUGGCAUCAUGAUGCUUGGCUACGUAGCAGCUCAUUCGGAGAAUCUGUCAAUGGCAGUGAUCAUCUCCAAGGGAAUACCACCACUGUGUGCUUGUUUGAUAGAAGAAAAUGAAGAUCAUAUUAAGGCAGCAGCUGCUUGGGCCUUGGGCCAGAUUGGCAGGCACACUCCUGAGCAUGCACGUGCCGUGGCAGUAGCAAAUGUGUUACCCACCCUGCUUUCCAUGUAUAUGGACACACGCAGUUCAGAAGAUCUUCAAGUGAAAACUAAAAAAGCCUUAAAGAACAUCCUGCAGAAAUGCACAUAUCUUCCAGCACUGGAACCUUUGCUGCAUGAUGCUCCUCCCAAUAUUCUGAAGCAUAUUGUUGGGCAGUUCAGCAAGGUGCUGCCCCAUGACAGCAAAGCGCGGCGUCUCUUUGUGACAACCGGUGGUCUUAAAAAGGUUCAAGAGAUUAAAGCGGAGCCUGGGUCACUUCUUCAGGAGUACAUCAACGCCAUUAACAACUGCUAUCCAGAGGAAAUAGUGAGUCACUCCAGAGCAAAUCCUACCCUAGCUUCUCCGUGAGGACUGCAAGGGCUUGGGGCACACC